AUGUGCGCUGCACGAAUUGUCAGCUUGUCCAUCUUGAAUGGUUUCCUUAGCACGUUCGGAAGUGUCAUGAACUUCACAGUUGCCUUCGUGAUCUUCAAGAACAAAGAUUUACGAAAGGGUCUAAACCUUUUAAUUUUGAGUCUGUCCUUGGCGGAUCUUCUGACCAACGUCUUGGCCCAGCCAAUGUACAUUUACUUGCUCGUCAACGAAAAGGAAAAAAAUCUUAAGGCGCUGAAUAAAGUCUUCCAAUUUUUUGCCUUCCUGAGUCUGCACGCGUCAACCAACAACCUUGCCGCCAUAACUCUGUACCGGUUAAGAGCUCUCGCCCGGCUUUUCAGACACAUCAUUCUUAUAACGAGAAAACAAGCGUGGAUUGUUAUUGUAAUAGUUUGGAUGUUAGCUGGAAUUAUGGCUUUUGUUUUCGAUAUGGAGCCAGGAAAAUCGGCCGCCCCAUUUCUUCACCUAGCGGUGAUUCUAGCGUGGAUUGGAAGCUAUGUCGGUAUUUUCUGGCUUGUGCGCAAACACAAGCGAAGGAUUAUGUCUAAGGAGGGAAUUCCAUCAAGUCCUUUCAUGAUGGCAAACUUGAAAUACGAAAGCGAGGCAGCUAAAACCUCUGCCAUUUUAGUUGGUACUUCUCUAAUCUGUUUCUUCCCAGACGUGGUGUUUGAGCUCCUCGGAAAAGCCGAUGAAGUCAGAUUAUUGUGGUGUUACACUCUGCUUUUUACUGGUGCUGUUAUAAAUCCGUGUGUUUUUGUCUGCAGGAGUCAGCAAUUCAGAGCCGCAUUUCGAAAAACUUUUCAAUGUUUGUGA
Messenger RNA from Orbicella faveolata, 810 nucleotides. RefSeq names its product melanocortin receptor 5-like. Gene Ontology annotation, molecular function: G protein-coupled receptor activity. Gene Ontology annotation, biological process: G protein-coupled receptor signaling pathway. Lineage: Eukaryota; Metazoa; Cnidaria; Anthozoa; Scleractinia; Merulinidae. The record is from RefSeq and is a predicted model, not a curated record. Gene Ontology annotation, cellular component: membrane.